CACACUCUCAAAUGCUCCCCACGACAACAACAGAUAUUACGAUUUACGACUGCGUUAUUUUAACGGUUUUUUUUGCGGCAGCUCGGGCCUCUUACAAAUUUUAUUUAUUUCCGUGUUUCACUCUUAUCGUGUAAUUAAUGGUCGGUUCAGUAUUUGAACUAACGACGGCAUACAGUCGCGACGUUUCGUGUUGAUGUUUAUCGUUUUAUAUUAAUAAUUUUAAAUUAUUAAUGCAGGUUUUGUAACGAUGUUUUUGGAACGAUCGGUCACCCAGUUGUAAGACAACUCGCCAUCAAUAGUCUUGCUGAAAUUUGAUUCCAUUCGCAUUCUCUGACCUUCAAGAUGUCUCAAUUUGUUACUGAAUUUUCACCUCCCGUGAAAUUUAAAUCAAAGCUCGAAGAUGAAGCAAAUACAGUGCUUGAGUAUUAUUUGGUAUUAUCGCCGUUUCAAAAGCAGACUCAAGUAGAAUUUUCAAAUGUAAAAAUUAAAGAAACAGCCAUUAGAUUUUUGACGGUUGUUAAUUUGCUUGACAAACCUAGACAGUUUGUGUUACCUUCUUCAAAUGAUGGUAUAUAUUUUGAUGUUUAUGAAUUCACCUUACAACCAAAUUCACAACGUAAGCUAUCAAUUACUUGGCAACCAUCUGUAUACGGAAACAUGCGUAAAUUGAUUAAAAUAGAACAAGUAGAUAACAACAGAAAAUAUGAUUUUGUUAUUUUUGGAAAUUGUAUUGACCCUUUACACAAGAAAUUAAGAGGUUCUUCAGUAACAUUAGCCAAGUCUAAAAAUUCAAUUUUGGCUAAAAACAAAUUUAAUGGUGGUCAGAAUAAAAUAAUUUUGAAUAAACCCAAAUUUGUUAAUUGUGCAUCAGAAAGAAUUAUUUUAGUUGAUAAUGCCACAAAAAUAUCUGAACCUAUUAAUGCGGGAAAUUUGGAAUCACCUAUGAGGCGGCAAACAUAUUUAGUGGGUGAAAAAGAAAAUAUUCCAAAUUUGGAAAAUAACAUGAUUGACCAUAACACAACCUUCACUAGUUUUAAACGUUCGGAUAAAAAUCGUCAAUAUACCACAUUCAAUAGCAAUCACAUUCAUACCCAAAAUACAAAUUGUGACAUCAUGACAGAUGAUUCACUGGAUGAAUCGCUCAUUAAAUUAACCAACACUAAUUCUCCAUUUAAUGACUUUUUUUUGACCCCAUUGAAAAGUACUGAAAACUUAAUUUCUCCAUUCAGUACCACAAAAAAAUGUAUUAGUUUUGAUAAAGCUGAUGAAAACAUGGGUUUUACUUCAUUCAACACAUCACCAUUUAAGCCUAUAGAUGCUUCAACCGCAGCUAAGGUCUACACUCCUGACAAUAGAAAACCAACUAGAGUAUCUGUAAACCUUUGUGAAAAAUUUGAAGAUAUACCAAAGAAUAAAUUAAAUAUAGAUAAUAAAACUUUUAUCAAAAAUAUCAGCCCCAAACAAUCUGCAUUGCCUACAAAAGGUGAACAAUCUUUCGACAUAUCACAAAAUCAUGAAUGGUCUACUCGAACACCUAUGCAUCAUACAAGGAUUAUUUCAAGCAGUACUAAGCCUAAAAGACCAUCCUUUGUUUUAAAAAAUUCUCCUUAUUACAAAUGUAGCCCAAAAUCAUCAAUGAUUUCUAAGAAUAGAUUGAAACAAUACAGCAUUCUUAGCCCACGAACUAAACAUUUGAGAACUCCUAAAUUGGAUAAGUGUGAUCAAUACCUCAAGUGCUUAGCAAAUCCAGAACUUGUAUAUCAUAAUAAUGCUGAAGAUCCGUUUUUAAAAAUGUCUCAAUAUUAUGAAGCUGAAUGGUUAGAUCGUCAAGAAUCUGAUAUGAUUCGGUGGUUAAAUGCACUGCUUAUGCCUACUGAUAAAUUGGCAGAUGAAGAACAAUUAGAUGACUUGAAGCAAGCAACAGUGGCUUGGGAAGAGGCAUCCAAAACAAGCCAUAAAAAUAAGCCUAUGCAAUUUGCUACACAAAAAGAUCUGUUUGUAUCACAAAUAUAUAAACAGUGUCCACAACAAUGGAGUGCUUUACGGAAAGCAACAUCAAAUCUUAUUACAUCCACAAAUGUUGCCACUGUUUUAUCAAAAUUGACUAUAUCAAUAGAAAAAGAUUUCAUAGCAGUACGAGAUGAUCGCCAAAUACAUUUGGAUUUAAAUUUAAAGAAAAAAAUUACGGAUUUGUUAAAAUGCUUUAAUCCACUGUGGUUACGAAUUGGUUUGGAAGCAGUGUAUGGUCAAAUAAUUCAUAUCAAUUCUGGAUCUAAUGACUUAGAUGGACUUGGAUGGUUUAUACGUAAACAUUUGUUUAAUAAUGAUUUCAUUAAACAAAAGUUUACUAAAGCUUCUGUUCUUCAAGUGAACCUUCCCACAUACAAUAUCGCCAUGAAAAAAUUUAUUUUGAAAAAAAUAUUUAUGCUUGUAUAUUUUUUGGACCGCGCUAAAGAACAGCAACUUAUCAGACAUAAUCCAUGUCUUUUCAAAAUAGAUUCUCCUUAUAAAAGUAGCCAUGACUUCUUGAUGGGAUUUUGUGCUGACAUGGUAACAGCUAAUGGAGAUAUAAAUCGUCGGCUACGUAGUAUUGACUAUAAUUUGACCCAUAAACAAACCCAUUUGGAUGAAGUUGAUUAUGCUGUUAAAUCAUUAAAUGACCUCAGGGAUGGCACCAGAAUCACUAGAGUCGUAGAAAUCUUGUUCAAAGGAGAACCACUGUCACAGAAACUAAGACUUCCCGCUAUAUCGAAACUACAGAAAAUUCAUAAUGUAAAUUUGGCAUUAACAAGAAUAUCUGAACAUAUUAGCAUCGAAGGAAAUAUAAGUACUCGUGAUAUUGUGAAUGGUCAUAGAGAAAAAAUGUUAUCACUAUUCUGGCAAUUAAUUUAUAAGUAUUUAACUCCUAGAUACAAUAAAGCAGCAAAAACAAUUCAGCAUUGGUGGCGAAACAAUAACCUCAAAUUUGUGAUCAUAAAAAGGAUUAGAACUAAGCAAACGUUUAAACGUCACUUAGCUGCUACCAAAAUACAAGCUUGUGUCCGUGGUUAUUUGACCAGAAAACAUUGGCCUCAUAAACAAGCUGAAUUGAUUGUAAACCGUGAAAAGUUGCAUCUAGCGUCAACCAAAAUCAAACAAUACCUACAAAAUAAACUUAAACUUUUAACUGAAGACCGAAAACAAUUUAUAAUUUUAAGAAGAACUACAGUGUUUGUUCAAAGAAAAUUUAGAUCCAAAAUUGCAAUGGAAAGAGAUCGACAACAAUAUAUAAAAGCUAAACAAUCAGCUUUACUAAUUCAAAAAGCGUAUCGUGGUUUUAUAAUAAGAAAAAACUGGUCACAAAUUAAACAUUCUUUAAUAAUAGAAAAAAUGAAUAGAAUUAAUGCCAUCAAUAUUAUCAAGCGCUCUCUAAGAAAGAACUUACCGCCCACUGAAGACGAAUUGUAUUAUAAAAACUUAUUGCAUGUAACAUUGACUGUUCAAAGAAGAUUUAGGGCAAAUAAUUUGAUGAAAGUGCAGAUGAAAUCAUUUAUUUUGUUGAAGAAAAGUGCAAUAGUCAUCCAACAAAGAUUUAGAGCAAAACAAGCCAUGGUAAAACAAAGAAAUCACUAUUUAAAACUUAAAAUGUGUGCACUCAAAUUGCAGGCUGUAACUAGAGGUUACAUUGUACGGAAAAAAUGGUCUGCAUUACACACAGAGUUAAAAGCAAAUAGAACACGUUUAACAAUCUGUAGCAAUAUGAUUAAGAGAGCGCUCAGAAGUAAUCUUCGAUUAACCGAAGACCGCAUUCAAUUUCUUGAUUUAAAAAGAUCUGUCAUUAUUAUACAAAACCGAUUCCGUGCGUUGAAAGAAAUGAAGCGACAAAGACAAAAAUAUCUACAACUUAAAACUGUAACCCUUAAACUGCAGAGUGUGGCUAGAGGAUAUAUAGUAAGAAAGAAAUGGCCAUCUCUACGAAAUGAGUUGAUAGUGAAACGUCAACGUUUGAACAACUGUAGUAAUAUAAUAAAAAGAGUUCUGAGGAAAAAUCUGCCGUUAACAGAAGACCGUAUAAGGUUUCUCGAUUUAAAAAAAUAUGUCAUUAUUGUACAAACCCAAUUCCGUGCGUUAAAAGAAAUGAAGCGUCAAAGUCAAAAAUAUCUACAACUUAAAACUGUAACCCUUAAACUGCAGAGUGUGGCUAGAGGUUAUAUAGUAAGAAAGCAAUGGCCAUCUCUACGAAAUGAGUUGAUAGUAAAACGUCAACGUUUGAUCAAUUGUAGUAAUAUAAUCAAGAGGGUUCUGAGGAAAAAUCUUCCAAUUAAUAACAACCGUUUAACUUUUCUUAAACUCAGGAGAGCCACAACUCUUAUCCAAAGUACAUUCAGAGCCAAUAGACAAAUGAAAGAAUAUCAGUUAUUACGUAACAAUGUUAUUGUGAUUCAAAGAAGGUUCAGGGCUAACGUGGCUAUGAAACAACAGAAACUCAUUUAUGAAAAAACCAGAGCAAAGAUUAUUCGACUACAAGCUUUCUUUAGAGGACAUUUGGUUCUCAAAAAAUGGCCAAAGACUAAAUAUGAAUUAGAAGUUAAUAAGAAACAAUUGAUUGCUGCUAGUAAUACAAUAAAAAAGUUCCUGCGUCUUUGCUUGCCACCCACUCCUGAUCGUUUAAGUUAUAUCAAACUAAGACAGUCUGUGAUGAAUCUCCAGGCAAGAUAUCGAGCUAUUGUUGCAAUGAAAACAGUAGAGCGAGAAUAUUUAUUACUAAAAGAUAGUGUGAUCAUAAUACAAAGACAUUACAGAGCACACAAAGCCAUGUUGAUACAAAAACAGCGAUAUGAACUUUUGAAAAAGUCCGCAAUUGUAUUGCAGACUCAUGUUAGAGGAUAUUUGGCUCGUAGACGUUGGCCACAGUUAAAAGAUAGUAUGGAAGCUGAGCGUAGACUUGAGUUAGACACUUUAGAGUGCAAAAGGUUGUUAGCUGGCCAUGCGUUCUUAUUUGAGUUGAAAAUGGAAAUGCGAGCUGCCAUUCAGUUACAAAUUUGGACCAGAAAUGUAAUGUUAAAUCGUAAACAUUUACAGAAAAAGAAUGUAGCAGCAUCUAGAAUACAAGCUAUUGUCAGAGGAUUUUUGGUGAGAAAGAAAUUACCAAAGAUCAAGGAAGAAUUACAUAAUCAAAAACUUGUGCGAGCUGCAACUUUGAUACAGGCGUUAUGGAGAGGUUAUACUGUCAGAAAGAGAUAUCAGUGUAGACGAGAAACCAUAAGAAUUCCUCAAAAAGGUGGCCUCACAUUAGGCAAACGACACAAUGACGUGGUUGAUGUAUUAAAUAAGCAAAGAAGAAAUGAAUAUUCCUAUCGGGAACUUGCUACAGUUUUCUGGAACCUAGAUACAUGUACAACCUUAUCCAAAGAGCUAUGUUUGAAGACAUCAGAAGGUAUGAUUGUGGACAGCAUGUUUCACUUUUUGCAUUAUUCCAAUCAGUCACAACCAAGUAUUGACGCAAGGGAGCCAGCAAUCCGCGUACUGACGAAUUUACUCAAAUAUCAUGAAACCUCUUGGCAUAUUUGGGUGAGAACAGUGAAUGCUGAUAUGGUGAAAGACCUAAUCAAAAUGAUGAAGACGUGUUGUGGCAAAAUCAGUUCAAAAAAAUUGUACUGUUCCAUUGCUACUUGGCUUUGGAUAGCCCUUCAAGACCCAGAAAAAAAACUUUACAUCAAACAAAUUCCAUCCGCCAUGGUAGACUUGAAAUUCAUGAUGGAUACUUUGAAAAAGAGGUACAUAACAUCUAAAGUGGAUAAAAAGACAAUGGUGUUACCUUCGACGCGGCCUACGUGGAGUAUUGGCUCUAAAUGUCAAAGAUGUUUCGACUCUGACUUCUACGCUACAGCUCAGAUUUGCAAACUUUUGGACAUUUAAAAUAACUAUUAUACAUUUCUUACAUUUUUUCUUCUUUUUAUCAUAAGAUUUUAUUAUUAACUGUUGAUUUUUUUCUUUUUCUGUGUACAUAUAAUUAUUACCAUAUUUUAGGAAUUAAAAUACAUUAUUUUAUACUUUCUUGUUAAUUAAUUGAUUGAUUUCUAAGAUAAUGUAUUAUACGAGUAAAAUAAUUAUAGUUAUUUGAAUGUUAUAAAAACAAUAUAAUGAUUUUUAAUAACUAUGACACAUUUUUGACAUUAAAACUGUUAAAGAUUAUAGAUUACAAUCUAUAUGCGAUUCAAUUUUAUGUACAAUAUUUUUGUGAUUUUUUUAAAUCCAAAGACAUUAGGCUAUUUGACUAUUUUAAUAUUAAUUUUACUUUUCACAUGAAUAUUAUUAAGAUUUAUUGAUAAUUGAGAAAAUCAAUACUUAUUUGAUUUAAUCAAAAUUCAUAGUUAUAUUUAAUCAUUCAUUGGUUUAAUGCUUGUUAAAAUGUUUUUCCCUGUUUAAAAUUCAUACAAUGUAAUUCCGUAGUAUAAUAUUCGGUACUUUUAUUACAACUUUAAGUGCAUGUACAUUAAAAAUAAAUUAAAUGUAUUCAUGUAUGUAGCUGGAGAUGUGAAAAAGUAUAUUAAAAAUUU
Molecule: messenger RNA, 6539 nt
Organism: Myzus persicae (green peach aphid)
Lineage: Eukaryota; Metazoa; Arthropoda; Insecta; Hemiptera; Aphididae
Product: protein abnormal spindle-like
Exons: 15
Coding region: 343-5898 (1851 amino acids)
Biological process (GO): spindle organization; mitotic cell cycle; establishment of meiotic spindle localization
Cellular component (GO): spindle pole
Molecular function (GO): protein binding
Source: RefSeq, a predicted model, not a curated record